Molecule: messenger RNA, 2318 nt
Organism: Brachypodium distachyon (stiff brome)
Lineage: Eukaryota; Viridiplantae; Streptophyta; Magnoliopsida; Poales; Poaceae
Product: heparanase-like protein 1
Exons: 10
Coding region: 465-2081 (538 amino acids)
Cellular component (GO): membrane; plant-type cell wall
Molecular function (GO): beta-glucuronidase activity
Source: RefSeq, a predicted model, not a curated record
AGUAAAAACAACCGGCGGCACAUGUUUACUUUGUCAGAAACUGGAUUCUUCUUCAGGUUUAAGGCCAAAGCAUCACUGUUAAUCAGUACUAGUACCACCACCACUGUUUAAUUAGGAACGACAUAGUUUUCUGUAGAGGGGAGUAGCUUCGAAGGGAGGAGACAUUACACAGAUAAAGGACAGCAGCAACCACCACCAAAUUUUCUUCAAGAAUCUCUUCCUCUCCCUCUCCACCCGAGAGCUCUCCCGCCGACGACGGCGAGCCUCUCCGGGCUUCGAUUGAUUCCGGGGCAGCAAUUGCGGCGAGCAGGUUCGAGCUUUCUUCUUGAUUCGCCGGCCCUGCAUUUGGAGCAGAGACCUGUUCUUGGAGAAUUCUUUUCUCGGGAUUCUCCGCGCCGGCUUUGGGAGCUUCCUUUGGCUUUUGCUGUGGUUGCCAGACAGCACAAUUUGCAGGUGGCGAAAGCAUGGGGUUGUGGUCUCUCCUUCCUCUUCUUCUUUGCUUACCUACGCUGAUCCUGUCAGAAGAUUACUCCGAUGUAACUGUUAUCAUCCGGGGCUCCGAGACGAUCGCUGCAACAAGCGAUGAGUUUAUUUGCGCCACUAUUGAUUGGUGGCCUCCAGAGAAGUGUAAUUAUGAUCAGUGCCCAUGGGGAAAGGCUUCUGUCUUGAAUAUGGACUUGACUAAUCCUUUGUUAGCUAAGGCUAUCCAAGCCUUUAGCCCACUGCGUAUCAGAGUCGGCGGCUCCUUACAAGAUCAAGUAGUAUAUGGAACGCCAAAUUUAGGAUCUCCAUGCAGAGCAUUUACAAAGUCAUCAAGUGGCUUGUUUGGAUUUUCAAAAGGAUGCAUAACCAUGGAAAGAUGGGAUGCUAUUAAUGAUCUGUUCCUCAAUACAGGUGCGGUUAUUACUUUUGGUCUUAAUGCACUUCAAGGGCGAAAGCAGAUACGUAAAGGUGUUUGGGGAGGCGCUUGGAAUUCAAGCAAUGCUCAGGAGUUCAUGGAAUACACUGCUUCGAUGAACUAUCCUAUUGAUUCAUGGGAAUUCGGUAAUGAAUUGAGUGGAAGUGGGAUCGGUGCGAGCGUAGGAGCUGAACAAUACGGAAAGGACCUGGUUGAACUUCAAAAGAUGGUCAAUCAGUUAUAUGGAAAUUCUAGGAAACCAUUGGUGCUAGCCCCUGGGGGGUUCUAUGAUAAACAAUGGUUUGCUCAGCUUCUUGAGGUCUCUGGGCCAAAUGUUCUCAAAGGAAUGACUCAUCAUAUUUACAAUCUUGGUGCUGGUAAUGAUCCACGUGUCGCGAAUAGAAUCUUGGACCCGCAAUAUCUAAGCAGGGUUUCAGACACAUUCAGAGAUCUCCAGCUCACAAUACAACGGCAUGGACCAUGGUCGGCUCCAUGGGUCGGGGAAGCCGGUGGUGCGUAUAACAGUGGCAGCCGUACCGUUUCCAAUACUUUCCUGAAUAGCUUCUGGUAUCUUGAUCAACUUGGUCAGUCAGCAAAGUAUGACACCAAGGUGUACUGCAGACAGACUUUGAUUGGGGGCAACUAUGGCCUUCUGGACACUGACACUUUUGUGCCGAACCCUGACUACUACAGCGCCUUGCUGUGGCAUCGGCUAAUGGGGAAGGGAGUUCUGUCCAUGGACAUCGGCGGUUCUUCAUACUUGCGUGCCUAUGCACAUUGCGGGAAGCAAAAGGGUGGUGUCACCCUCCUCUUGAUCAACCUGAGCCAAAACAUGGGAUCCAUGGUCUCGGUCAGGAACGACCUCAACGUCGACCUUGCGCAAGGGCAGGGUAUAACAAGGGACAACUCCUUUGUCCAUGGCCUGAAGAGGACGGUCUCCUGGGUUGGCAGCAAGGCCUCCGAUGGGCUGGAGAAGAGGGAGGAGUACCACCUGACGGCACAAGACGGGGAUCCUCUCACACGCACCGUGCUGCUUAAUGGAGUUCCUCUGGAGCUCACUGCAGAUGGUGACAUCCCUCCACUGUACCCAGUGCAGGUUUCGGUCAGUUCACCGAUCUAUGUCUCCCCACUGUCGAUAGCAUUCGUCGUCUUCCCGGAUUUCGAGGCUGAUGCUUGCCAGUGAUGACCUAUUGACCGUUGUCUUUAGAUAGGAUAUCAUGAGAUGUUCAGCUAUGAUGAUAUAGCUCUUCUCAAUAGAUACACUGUAAAAAAUUGUGGUUAUGUUGUGCCCCAAUGGGCCAUCUGUGUUCUGUCUUCCAUCAUAGAGUAAGUUAGUUGAUUGUUAAUCACAUAUAGAGCUUGUAAUUUCCUGCUGAUGUUGGACAUUUUCACAAUAAAGAAAAGCUCAACUUUCUCCUUA